CUGCUAGAAUUAACACUCUGACUCUUACUAACAUGUGCAGAAUACAUGUCAUUUGUUGACGUCGAUCCCUCAAUAUGGAAAGCUGUUUUCAAAAGAAGUGUUUAUUGAUAUUUUUAGUCACGUGUAUCCUGUGGUUGUCGUAAGACUUUAUUCAGCGUCCAAAUGAGUAGCGGACUGACCGAGCUCCAAGACCGGGGGUCAGAGGUUGACAUGACCCCACCGAAGAGGCUCCGCACCGCAGAAAGCGGUGCAGAAGCACCAGCAGGAGGGCAGGAUGAGCUGGAGGGGAGUGCAGUGGAUGUGAGUAUUGUCAUGCCAGUGUACAAUGCAUCCUGUUGGUUGGACGAGUGUUUGCAGGCCAUCUUACAGCAAGACUUCACCGGAACCAUGGAGCUCUCUGUCUUUGACGAUGCAAGCACUGAUGACUCCAGAAAAGUGGUGGAGGGUUGGAGAGACAGGCUGGAGGCAAGGGGCAUCUCCAUGGUGAUCUCUGGCCACAACUCUGCUCAACCAAGAGGAGUGGGAUAUGCGAAGAAUAAGGCAAUAUAUCAGAGCUGUGGACGCUACUUGUGCUUUCAGGAUGCGGAUGACAUUAUGUUGGCCCAAAGAGUUCGUGUGCAGUAUGAGGCAUCUUUCCUCCACCCAAAUUUUUUAAUCGGCUGUAGAGUUCAGAGGGUUCCAGAGGGAUCGACAGAACGUUAUACUCGCUGGAUCAACACAAUCACUCAGGAUCAGCUCAUCACACAGGUGUACACUUCUCACGGGCCCACAGUCAUCAUGCCAACAUGGUUCUGUUCAAGGAACUGGUUCCUAAAGGUUGGAUCGUUUGAUGAGGGGGGAAAGGGAGUCCCAGAGGACUUGCUCUUCUUCUACCAGAGUCUUCGUAAAGGAGGAGGCGUGGCCAGAGUUGACCAAUGUUUGCUGGUGUACCGUUACCACGAGAAGGCUACCACACACUCCGUGACAGAGGAAACCAUUUGGAACCAGCGAGUGGCAUUCCUGCAGGAGAGAGUUCUUAGCCAAUGGGAGCGCUUCACCAUAUGGAAUGCUGGGAAACAGGGCCGGAAGCUGUACCGCUGCCUCAGCCCGACCAAUCAGAAGAAAGUCAAAUCUUUCUGUGAUGUGGAUGAGAACAAGAUUCAGAAAGGCUUCUACACAUACGAGGACUCCAAGGAAAGACCAAAGCCAAAAAUCCCAAUUCUGCACUACAAAGAUGCCUCCGGCCCCUUCGUUAUCUGUGUAAAACUGGACAUGACAGGAGGCGUUCUGGAGGAAAACCUCAACUCUUUGCAGCUGAAGGAAGGAACAGAUUAUUACCAUUUCAACUGACAGCUUGGAGUGGUGACAAAGGGGCGCUGCAUCUUUAACAGGCGGAGGAAUGCGCAGGAGUGGAUUACUUACACACACAAACUGAGAGAUAGGCAGGUGAUAACAGAAAAACAGUGAACUGAACAUUGGAAUAGAGUGAAGGACUAUAGCAGGACGAGAGGGAGAAGAAUAUAAUGAAUGUAAUGUGUUUUCAGUGUUAAAAGAAGAUAGAAUGUUUUACUCAGCAACUCCGGCUAAGUUUAUUCACCUGUUUAUAAAGGCACAACAGUCCAUUCCGGUCCUGACUUCCCUCCCGCACAUCUGAACCACAGCACUCUGGUUAUUACUGUGUUUGUCCAGAAGCUUAAUAGAAUAGUUUGAGAUUUUUGGAAAAUACGCUCACUUGCUUUCUUGCCAGAUUGAUAACACUCUCAUGUCUGUACACCAAAUAUUAAGCUAGAGCAGGGGAAGGUUAGCUUGGCUUAGCAUAAAGACUUAAAGACAUAAAGACCAGCACCUCUAAGGCUCAAUAAUUAGCAUUUCAUUAUUUGAAUCUGUACAAAAAAUUUUACCUGUAAGUAUAAAAACACCAAGCUGUGGUUUUGAGCAUGAUGAUUUCUUUGCAGAGAUUUUUCUAUUUCUUUUUUUAAAAAAUUACGUUUCAGUUUUUGUACUGACUAAGAACAAGACACAUUGUUCCAUUGGUGAGAUUAAGGGGUCCUGGUUGGGGGAUCUUUUCACCUUUUGACAGGCAGGCUAGCUAUAUCCCCAUGUUUGUGCUGAGCUAAGCUAACCUCCCGUUGGUUCUAGCUUCAUACUUAAUAGACAGAUGUGCAUGGUCAUCAUCUUCUUAUCAUGCAUAACUUUCAGCAAGAGAGUGAAAGGGUGAACUGACAAGAAAAAAGAAGUUGAGGGAUGUUUUGGUAAUUCAGUUACAAAGAAGAGGGCAUUGGGGUACUCCUAUUUAUCGGAGGACAGCUAUUUAUCAUGCAAGGAUGACUGCAAUGUUGACCACCGUAAAAAUCAUAUUAUUGUUGUUUUCUAAGUCUGUGUGGAUUGAGUCAUUUGGUAUGUGCCAACCUGUAUACUUAAACUUCUGUUGAAGUGAAGUGAUGGGAGUCAGCAUGUCUUCACAGGAGGAUAAACGUAUCAACAGUGGGAUGAUUUAUGACCAGAGUCCUUACACAGCUUUCUUAACAGUGCUCUCUGAUGCAACCAGGCAAAAUCAGAUACACGCACAUAUCUGCUACAAAUGUACAAACAUGGAUACUGUACGUAUUUGUUUUCCUUUCACUGAGUCUCUUAUGAAAUCUAAAGAACAAUAACCUCUUUAAGAGAGCACAGUUCUGAUACAUAAACAUACACAAAAAAAGUUUAUUUUACCUCACAGAGUGUGGAGUUUUUCUACCCAAAGGUAAACAGACCUUUCCCCACAAAUCUCCCCCGGUGUUUCCUGGGUCGGCGAGGCGGUCUGCUUUCUUGUAAAUUUG
Molecule: messenger RNA, 2798 nt
Organism: Scomber japonicus (chub mackerel)
Lineage: Eukaryota; Metazoa; Chordata; Actinopteri; Scombriformes; Scombridae
Gene: b3gntl1
Product: UDP-GlcNAc:betaGal beta-1,3-N-acetylglucosaminyltransferase-like 1
Exons: 12
Coding region: 163-1329 (388 amino acids)
Source: RefSeq, a predicted model, not a curated record